Messenger RNA from Lodderomyces parapsilosis, 3144 nucleotides. Its product is annotated as DEAH-box RNA helicase. Gene Ontology annotation, cellular component: spliceosomal complex; intracellular anatomical structure. The record is from RefSeq and is a predicted model, not a curated record. Gene Ontology annotation, biological process: mRNA splicing, via spliceosome. The coding region runs from base 1 to 3144 and encodes 1047 amino acids. NCBI's taxonomy places the organism in Eukaryota, Fungi, Ascomycota, Pichiomycetes, Serinales, Debaryomycetaceae. The transcript has a single exon. Gene Ontology annotation, molecular function: RNA binding; ATP binding; ATP hydrolysis activity.
AUGAAUGGUGAUGAUACAACACAGAGUAUAAAGCAGAAGCUAGCUGGUUAUUUGAAUAAGCCGGAAAAUGACUCUUUGACACAAACAGUGAUUGCACAAGCCAGAGGUAAAAGUUUUGAAGAUUUUGUAAAGUUUACGCAGAUUAUUGGAUUAAAAAACGAUGAGCAUGCAAAGGAUAUUUAUGAUAACAUACAAGCUUCGAUAUUGGAAGCAAAAGCGUCGGGGCAGAAAAGAAGCCCAAUUGUGGAAAGGGCUGGUAAGUCUUCGCUAAGGUUAUCGUUUGAUGAGGACGAAGAUAUCGAUGAGAUCAUCACUCCAAACAUCAAAAUACGACCUAAAGAUACAGUUCCAACUCAGCCAAAGUUCAAAAGAAUAAAGAAAGAAGAUGCCCAAAGGCUAAAAGAAGUUGCACCUACCUUUGUCAAAGAUACCCUGGAAACAACAGAGCUCGUUAACAAACGUAAUUCAUCAAACUCACGAGUACACGACGCGACACGCAAUCCAAGAGAAACUAACCCCUCGAGCAAGUGGGAAUCAAGAGCAGUGAAGCAAAACUCUUCUCCGUCUAUGAAGCAGAGCACUUCUCUGGUAUUUUCAAAGGGAAGUACAGGUGGGUAUUUUAAUUCACUGGGGGAGUACAUCGAUCACGAUCAUGCACCCAACAACGAUUUUAAUCGUAUACCGAUAAUUAGUCAAGUUUUGAUUCCACCAUUCCUUGAAAAUGUGAGAGAGCAUUUGACCUUGCAGAUCACUGGAUCCAGUAUUAGAGGAGCAGGUCCAACUGUUGAUCCAGUCAAGGAUUCCGCGUCAGAAUUGGCAUCAAUGGCAAAACAAGGGUCGUUGGUGGUGCAAAACAUAAAGUCGAAACAGGAGAGGGCAAAACAGGCUAAAGAGAAAACGGGUGUCGCAUCAACUGCAAAGAAGGAAGAAGAAGAAGCUAGAGUGCAGCAGGAGGAUACAGAACAAAAUAUUGACUAUGAUACAAUUCAAAAGCAAAGGAAAAGUCUACCUGCGUAUGCGGUAAGAGACGAUGUUGUCUCCACCAUUCGUGACAACCAAGUCACAAUCAUUAUUGGUGAAACAGGUUCAGGAAAGACAACCCAAUUGGCCCAGUUUCUAUAUGAACAAGGAUUGGCUACAACCACAGACGAGCGAAGAAUCAUUGGCUGUACACAACCAAGACGGGUUGCUGCGAUGUCAGUUGCCAAAAGGGUUAGUGAAGAAAUGCACGUUAAACUAGGGGAGGAAGUGGGGUACUCAGUGAGGUUUGAUGACAAGACAAAUCCCGAAAAGACUGUAAUCAAGUAUAUGACGGAAGGUAUUUUGUUGAGGGAGAUUUUAGCGGACAAUACUUUAAGUGAGUACAGCUGUAUUAUCAUUGAUGAGGCACAUGAGAGAUCACUAAAUACGGAUAUCCUUUUGGGAUUAUUCAAAGGACUAUUAGCCAAAAGAAGAGACUUGAAGCUAAUUGUCACUUCAGCGACAAUGAAUGCUGAUCGAUUCACAAGAUUUUUUGGAGCAGCACCACAGUUUACCAUUCCAGGAAGAACUUUUCCUGUUGAUAUUUACUUCAACAAGAACGUGACAAUGGAUUAUGUUGAAACAGCGGUAAAACAGAUUUUAUCGAUCCAUUUGAGUAAAGGAAGUGAUACAAAGGGCGAAUUUGUAAAUGAUGGCGACAUUCUUGUGUUUAUGACCGGUCAAGAGGAUAUUGAAAUCACUUGUGACUUGUUACGUGAAAAGCUAAAUAUGUUGGAGAACCCACCUCCUUUGGAGAUUUUGCCCAUCUAUUCCUCGAUGCCGCAAGAGUUGCAGAAAAGGAUAUUCAAUAAAUCAAGUACUACAAAGAGGAAAGUCGUUGUUGCAACAAACAUUGCGGAAACUUCAUUGACAGUUGACGGUAUAAAGUACGUAAUUGAUUGUGGUUUGGUCAAAGUCAAAGUUUACAAUCCUAAACUUGGGAUGGAUACAUUGCAAGUAGUUCCUAUUUCUUUUGCAAAUGCCGAGCAAAGAAGCGGUAGAGCAGGAAGAACUGGUGCAGGUGUCGCAUACAGAUUAUACACUGAACACGCCACGGACCCUCAAAACAUGUAUCAACAGCCCAUACCCGAGAUUCAAAGGACUAAUUUGAGCAAUACAAUGUUGCUCUUGAAGUCCUUGAAUGUACGUGACAUUAACAACUUUCCAUUUUUGGAUAGUCCUCCCAAAGAUUUACUCAACUGUUCAUUGUAUGAUUUGUGGGCCAUGGGCGCAUUAGACAAUAUCGGUGAAUUGACCAAACUCGGACGCGACAUGAUUCAAUUUCCGAUCGAGCCAACUCUCUCCAAACUCAUUUUGUUGUCGACUGAACAGUAUUUUCGUUGUUCGGAAGAUAUCCUCACCAUCGUUGCUAUGUUGAGUGUUUCCAGCAUCUUUCAAAGAUCCAAAGAAAGAGCCAAGGAAGCUGAUUCGGCAAGAGAAAGGUUUGUUGUUGCAGAAUCUGAUCAUUUGACACUACUAAAUGUUUACACCCAAUGGGAAACGAAUAUGAACAAAUUCGGCUCUAAUUGGAAUCGAAUAAAUGAGUGGUGUGACCGCAAUUUCAUACAACACAAGUCACUACUUCGAGCAAAGGAGAUCAGAAAGCAGUUGGCGCUCAUUAUGCAAAAGAGAAAGCUUCCAUUUUACAGAGCCAAGAAUGAUGAUGAUAUUCGAAGAUGUUUGUGCGCAGCUUUUUACCAUCAACUGGCCAAGCUUGUCAAAACGGGUAUUCAUGGCGCUCCUGAGUUUGUUAACCUUCGCCAUCCCUACAUGAAGAUGUAUUUGCACCCCACGAGUAGCUUGCUCAAUAGUAAUUUAAGUCUGAACUUUGUCAUCUACCAUGAUUUGAUCUUGACUUCAAAAGAGUAUAUGAAUUUUGUGACAUGCGUCGAUCCAUUGUGGUUACUAGAUUUUGGUUAUGUGUUUUACAGUGUUCCUAAAGAAUCUCAUGGUAUAUUGAUUGAGGGUGUGGAGAAAAAUGCAAGGGAGGAAUUUGAGCGUCAACUAGAGAAGGAUCGAGUGAUAUAUGAAGAGCAAAAUACAAAAGUCCCAAAAUCAGAAGAGAAGGACGCCUCGACAACAAACAGAAAAAGUUUACUAUUUCGUAAACGAAAACGAAUGUAA